Molecule: messenger RNA, 414 nt
Organism: Enterobius vermicularis (human pinworm)
Lineage: Eukaryota; Metazoa; Nematoda; Chromadorea; Rhabditida; Oxyuridae
Source: the annotation of a GenBank genome assembly
AUGCAAUUUUUGAUUAGGAGAAGUAAAAGCGUAAAUGAAAUAAUUUUUUCUAUUGCUGAAGCGACCGAGCCGAUCACUUACUUCUUUGCUGUAACUUAUGAGGAGGACAUAGUGAUGUCGAAUAUUGAUGAUGGCGAUAACGAUGAUGAUGAUGAUGACGAUGAUGUUGAUGAUGAUGGUGGCGAUGAACGUUGCAUGCCGGUCGCUGCAAUAUUCAGGUUGCUGAUCGAUGGUAGGACAGCAGGAACCGAAUGGAUAGGACAAGCAACGGCACCAGCAGCAGCAGCAGCAGCUGAACUCCGAAUGAUUAUUAACGAACGGUUUGGCAACGGUAAUAGCGUUGUGUAUACUAAUUUUCAAAGGUUUACUCACCGUUACGUAUGUAUAUACAGUCGACUGCUUGUCGUUUGGUGA